AUGUCGUCAGAGGAAGAGGAAAAAGCUUCAAUCAUCGAUGAACAGCCAUUAACUUCUAGAGAAUCGAAAGGAUGGUAUAUCCAUAAUGUGGCUUGUGGCACAUAUGACGUGGCCGCUAUAUCGGGUACGAUAAGCUUUAGCAAUCGUCGGUCUUAUCACGAUCUACUCUCUCAAGCAGGCUACGAGCUCGAUCAAAAAACCCCCUGCAAUACUACGGUCAAGGAUUAUCAAUGUGUCGUAAAAUUCGGUACCGGUUAUGUUGACACGUCCUCCUAUUCACUAUACGUGAUAGCAUUAUCCGUACUCUUUCAAGCAAUUGUGUUUAUCGGAUGUGCUUCGUUGGCUGAUUAUGGGAAUUCACGAAAAAAGUUCCUAUUAACAUUCUCUUACAUCGGUGCGAUCUCAACCAUGGCCUUUAUGCUAAUUUUCCCACCCGUUUCUAAAAACCUAUACUGGUUAGCUGGAGUGUUCACCGUCUUAUCAAAUUGUUGUUACGGUGCGGCAUAUGUUUUCUUUUUGGCAUAUAUCCCGACAUACGUACGUGCCCACCCCGACAUUCUAGAACUAAAGAGAGAAAAACGCGAAGAUUCCGAGGAAGAAAUAAGAAAGCUAGAAGAUGAACUGGCUACAAAUUUUGCAUCGAAUUCAAUGGCUUUGGCGUUCGUAGCUGGCGAGGUGGUGUUAUUUUGUGGCGUUGGAAUAUCGGUGGCGUUGAAUCAGACAACUUAUAGUUUACAGCUGGCACUUGGAUUCUCGGGUUUUUGGUGGCUGGUAUGGUUAACGUUUACGGCUUGGUGGCUAGUCAACCGACCAGGACCUCCUCUGCCUGCAAAUGAAAAUGUUAUUCUGUUCCCUUGGAAACGAACCUAUAAGACUCUUACUUCGACCCGCCACCUCUGGCAAACAAUAAAGUUCUUGGCUGCUUGGUUUUUACUCUCGGACGGCAUGAACACCCUCGUAACAGUUUGUGUCCUCUUUGGCAAAAAACGCCUUCACAUGACCGAUGUCGAACUCCUCCUGUUUGCCAUAAUUGUGCCUAUAUGUGCGGCAAUUGGCAUCUAUGCCUAUCUGUUUAUUCAAAAGAGAUUCAAUAUAACCAUUAAAACGCUGAUAAUAGUGUCAUCGUUCUGCUUUGCUAUAUUACCGUUAUAUGCUAUACUCGGGUUUUGGUUGCCGUUCGGAUUGGUUUCUAAAAUGGAGGUUUGGGGCCAUGAAAAUGAGUUUUUUUCUUUAUAUCAGAUCACUGCCAAGGGAUCAAGCUGUAUCGGACCUUUAAUAACGGCGAUAAUUACAAAUGACACCCAAGAUAUGAGAAAUUCGUAUUGGUUCUUACUUGUUGUGCUGAUGAUACCAAUAUUUAUAAUCUUUACCGUUGAUGUGGAUAAAGGAAGAAGCGAUUGUAAGACAUUUGUUAUAAUGGAGGAAGAAGAGAAUGCUAAGAACGUUUAUAAGAUUUAA
This is a messenger RNA of Acaulospora morrowiae, 1458 nucleotides long. NCBI's taxonomy places the organism in Eukaryota, Fungi, Glomeromycota, Glomeromycetes, Diversisporales, Acaulosporaceae. The record is from the annotation of a GenBank genome assembly.